AUGAGAGCUUUCGCUGGUGUCGCAUGCGCGCUCGGUCUUGCCGUCUCUGUUGCGCAGGCACAGGCGACCAUCUCCAAUUCGUUGUUCUUCCCUCUGCUGCAAAAUGUGAACACGACAGAGCUGUUUCAUAUGCCGCCAUGCGGCUCUUUCAAGCUGGAAGAGGCGACCAUCGACCAGAUGCAAGCUGCCAUGAAAAAGGGCACCUUGACUUCCCAGCAGCUCGUCAUCUGCUAUCUUGAAAGAGCAUACCAGACCCAAGGAUACAUUAAUUCCAUUCUCGAGUUCAAUCCCGAUGCUCUAUCGAUUGCCCAAUCCCUCGAUCAGGAAAGGAAACAAGGAAAGUUCCGAGGUCCGCUCCAUGGCAUCCCUUUUAUUGUCAAAGACAACAUUGCGUCCAAAGACAAGAUGGACACAACAGCUGGCAGUUGGGCGCUGGUCGGCAGCAUAGUGCCCAGGGACGCUCAUGUAGUUGCGCAGCUUCGUAAUGCUGGCGCCGUCCUGUUCGGCAAAGCCACCUUGAGCGAGUGGGCGGAUAUGCGAAGCAACAACUACUCUGAAGGUUACUCUGGACGUGGCGGCCAAUGCCGAAGCUCCUACAACCUGACCACCAACCCUGGUGGAAGCAGUUCCGGCAGCGCUGUCGCUGUCGCGGCGAACGUCAUCGCAUUUGCCUUGGGCACUGAGACGGACGGCAGUGUCAUUAACCCUGCCGAGCGAAACUCCAUCAUUGGUCUCAAGCCUACUGUGGGUUUGACCUCUCGCGCAGGUGUCAUUCCCGAGAGUGAGCACCAAGAUACGGUGGGUGCUUUUGGCAGGACAGUCCGAGACGCCACGUACGCCUUGGAUGCAAUCUAUGGCGUUGAUCCUCUCGACAACUACACGUCGGCCCAGCAAGGUCACACCCCCAGUGGAGGUUACGUCCAAUUCCUGUCUAAGAAGAACGCCUUGAAGGAUGCGACCUUCGGUCUCCCCUGGAACAGUUUCUGGGUCUACGCCGACGACGAGCAGCAGCAACAGCUCCUUGAGCUCAUCGACCUGAUCAAAGGAGCCGGCGCUACCAUCAUCAACAACACCGAAAUCACAAACUACCAGACCCUUGUCUCACCCGAUGGCUGGAACUGGGACUACGGUUCGACCAGAGGCUACCCUAACGAAUCCGAAUAUACCUACGUCAAGGUGGACUUCUACAACAACAUCAACAAGUACCUUUCGGACCUGACCAACACCCCCAUCAAGACCAUCCAGGACCUCGUCCAGUACAAUUACGACAAUGACGGCACCGAAGGUGGAAACCCGUGGCCUCUGGGCAUUCCAGCAUUCUACUCUGGCCAGGACGGAUUUGAGGCGUCUCUCGCCACAGGGGGUGUCCAAAACGAAACCUACUGGCAAGCCCUGAACUUCUGCCAAAACCAAACCCGCCAGGGCAUCCACGACGCGCUGACCUACAACGGCAAGAAGCUCAACGGGCUUUUGGUCCCCCCGGAUAUCGGUCAGAGCUACGAGAUUGCCGCCCAGGCUGGUUACCCUGUCAUCACGGUCCCUGGGGGCGUUCGUUCCACCAGCGGCAUGCCUUUCGGUCUUGCAAUCAUGCAGACUGCCUGGGCUGAAGCCGAGUUGAUCAAGUGGGCGAGUGCCAUUGAGGAUUUGCAGCUCACUUCCAACACCCCAAGAAAGAGAACACUGCCUACGUGGCGGGGUUAUCUAGAGAGAAACAUCCCAGUUCCUUUCUCAGAUUAA
Messenger RNA from Exophiala oligosperma, 1737 nucleotides. RefSeq lists its product as uncharacterized. Bases 1 to 1737 code for a protein of 578 amino acids. The transcript has 2 exons. NCBI's taxonomy places the organism in Eukaryota, Fungi, Ascomycota, Eurotiomycetes, Chaetothyriales, Herpotrichiellaceae. The record is from RefSeq and is a predicted model, not a curated record.